AUGGAACGGAACAUAGAAAUCCAAAAAUAUAACUUAGAAGCAAAAAUUUACGAAGAAAGGAGAAAAACUGAAGAAAAAUUAGAUGAUAUGCUACAAAAUAUCCAAACAAACAACCAUCAAAUAAGGAAUGUAGAACAGAGAAUAGAAGACAUUUCACAAAUAAGAGACAUAGGGAGACCUUACUUGAAUUUAACAAAUGAGACAGGUAUAAAAUUCUCUGGUAACAUAAAAAAUUUACAUCCUAGAGUAUACAUAAAUAGUUUAAAACAUAAAUUAAGAUCAGUGAAUAAUAUUAAUGAUAUAAAAGAUUAUAUUAGAAUGACAUUAAGUGACAAUGCAGCAACCUGGUUUGCCAGCAUUGAAAACGAUUUAGAUAAUCUGCAAACAUUUGAAAAUAAAUUCUUAAAUUAUUAUUGGGGUGAAUUAGAACAAGCUAGAUUUAGGGAAGUUUUAUAUUUUGGAAAGUAUAAUCGCAAUUUAAGUUUAAAUACGGUAGAUUAUGCUUUAAAAUUAAUAACUGUUGCAAAAUAUUUAGAACCACCACUUAGAGAAGACGAAACAGUUUUGAACGUUUCUAGACACUUUGAUGCGGACGUUGUGCAAACAGUCACAGUACAAAACAUUCAAACAGUAGACAGUUUUAUUAACUUUAUUCAAAGAGUACAAAGACGUUAUAUUACAAGUAAUAAUAGUAAAAAUAGACAAUCAUAUAACAAUAAUAGGUAUGGUAGUAAUUCUCAAAAUUUUAAUAACAACAAUAGUACUAGUUAUGAGAGACAAGGUAAUAGAGAGAAUUUUAAUAAUAAUACUAAUGAUAAUAGACAAGAGAGACAAGGUAAUAGAGAGAAUUUUAAUAAUAAUACUAAUGAUAAUAGACAAGAGAGACAAGGUAAUAGAGAGAAUUUUAAUAAUAAUUAUAAUAGGCAAGAUUUUAACACCAGGAGAAAUGCACAAAGAUAUAAUUACAACAGACAGGUAAAUUAUGUAAGGGGUCAGAGCUGCGAAGACAGUCAACGGAAUAGUACAUGGCAAGAAAAUAUGAAUAGUAGAAGUGAAAGCAGUGAAAGACAUCGAGAAUUAGAUCCAAAUGAUCAGACACAAUCUGACAAUCCUAAUAAUCCAAAUUUUAUGUAG
Diabrotica virgifera virgifera (western corn rootworm) is the source of this 1134-nucleotide messenger RNA. RefSeq names its product GATA zinc finger domain-containing protein 4-like. NCBI's taxonomy places the organism in Eukaryota, Metazoa, Arthropoda, Insecta, Coleoptera, Chrysomelidae. Bases 1 to 1134 code for a protein of 377 amino acids. The transcript has a single exon. The record is from RefSeq and is a predicted model, not a curated record.